This is a messenger RNA of Sebastes umbrosus (honeycomb rockfish), 7816 nucleotides long. RefSeq names its product kalirin-like. The record is from RefSeq and is a predicted model, not a curated record. Gene Ontology annotation, molecular function: guanyl-nucleotide exchange factor activity; protein binding. Lineage: Eukaryota; Metazoa; Chordata; Actinopteri; Perciformes; Sebastidae. Gene Ontology annotation, cellular component: cytoplasm. Bases 286 to 7419 code for a protein of 2377 amino acids. The transcript is spliced from 56 exons. Gene Ontology annotation, biological process: axon guidance.
CUCUCUCUCCGGUGCGCCUGCGUGCUGAGACGCACCGAGAGACCGACCGUCCGCUGCCUGGACCGGGACCGGGCGGGAGGAGACACACACACACACACAGGAGGAGGAGGAGGAGGAGGAGAGAGGAAGAGGAGGAGGAUGCACCACUAACGGUUCCGACCCCAUCUGAUGUAAACCUGCAGGGAUGGACGGGUAGGGACCGGAGCGGAGCGGCCCACGGUACAGAACGGAGGAGAGAGGAAGAGGAAGAGGAGGAGGAGGAGGAGGAAGAGGAGGAGGAGGAGGAUGGAGAGGAUGAAUUCGGUGGAUGGAGGAGGUGAAGCGGGCCCGGACGGCCUGGCGACGGCAGGUUCUGGUAAAGCCGAGUGCGUCCGGGCCGUCGACGUCCUGACGCCGCUCCGAGAGAAGGUGGCCUUCGUGUCAGGUGGACGGGACAAACGCGGCGGACCGAUCCUGACCUUCCCUGCCAGGACCAACCACGAUCGAAUAAAACAGGAAGACCUCAGCCGACUGGUCACCUACCUGGCGACCAUACCCAGCGAGGACGUCCGCGCUCGUGGCUUCACGGUGGUGGUGGACAUGCGCGGCAGCAAGUGGGACAGCGUGAAGCCGGUUCUACGGACGCUGCAGGAGUCGUUUUCCUCCAACAUCCACACGGCGCUGCUCAUCAAACCGGACACCUUCUGGCAGAAACACAAGACCAACCUGGGCAGCGCCAAGCUCAGCUUCGAGACCAGCCUGGUGUCGGUGGAGGGUCUGUCCCGGCUCGUCGACCCCUCCCAGCUGACCGCUGACCUCGGCGGCUCGUUGGAGUACGACCAUGUGGAGUGGACCGAGCUGCGUCUGGGUCUGGAGGAGUUCACGGGGGCCGCCACGCAGCUGCUGGCCCAGCUGGAGCAGCUGGAGGCCGGGCUGAACCGCAUACCGGAGCCCCUGGACGUGGACGAGGCCCGGAAACUUCUGGAAGAACACGGUCGUCUCCGUAACACCAUCGCCACCGCACCAGUCGACUCCCUCGAGCGAGAGGGGCGGAGCUUGCUCCAGCGCAUGCGUCUGGGCCCCUCCCACGGUGACGCCACUACUGAAGGCGGCGGCGGCGGCAGUAGCCACGGCAGCUGGCUGUCGGGCGGGGCGGACUUCCAGAGCGUAGCGCCGAAGGUUUCUUCUCUGCUGGACCGGCUGCAGGCGUCUCGCAGUCACCUGCUGCAGAGCUGGAGUGACAGGAAGCUGCACCUGGACCAGGCGCUGCAGCUGCACCUGUUCGAGCAGGACGCCACCAAGAUGUCGGAGUGGAUCGCUCACAGUAAAGAGUUGUUCGUGCAGAGUCUGGUGGAGGUCGGCCAGAACCACCUGCACGCUGUCGACCUCCAGACGCAACACCAGCACUUCACCGCCAACUGCAUGAACGGCAGCGUGAAUGUGGACAGCGUGGUUACCGUGGCGGCGAGGCUGGCAGAGGCCGGUCACUACGGGGCGGAGCGGAUCUCCAUGGUGUCGUCGCGGUUACAGGAAGAUUGGAAGUCCCUGACGACGGCGCUGGAGGAGCGCAGCAACACGCUCGCCAUGGCAACCGGCUUCCACCAGGGGGCGGCGCAGUUCGUGCUCAGAGUGGAGGGUUGGGUUCAGGUGUGCUCUGAAGGGUCGUUGCCGUCGGCGACAGCAGAGCUGGAAGCUGCGACCAAGAAACACCAGGAACUGAACGAGGAGAUCUCUGCUAACUACACCCAGGUCAGCGAGAGCGGUAAAGCCUUAUUGGACGUCCUCCAGCGUUGCCCGGCAACCAACUCCGACGACUCGGCGGCGGCGGCGGCGGCGGCGGCCAAACCGGACUUCACUGCCGCCACGCACGGCAUCAUGGGAGUUCUGCACCAGGUCAUGCAGGGUCACCACGAGGUGGAGGGGGCGUGGCAGCAUCGUAAGCUCCGCCUCCACCAGCGCCUGCAGCUGUGUGUGUUCCAACAGGACGUUAGACAGGUGUUGGACUGGGUGGAGCAGCACGGCGAGGUUUUCCUGAACAAGCACAGCGGCGUGGGGAAGUCUCUGCACCGAGCGCGAGCGCUGCAGAAACGCCACGACGACUUCCAGCAGGUGGCACAGAACACUUACACCAACGCCGAGAAGCUUCUGGAAGCAGCCGACCAGCUGGCCCAGUCCGGAGAGUGUGAGGAGGAGGAGAUCUACCAGGCCGCCAGAGACCUGGAGCUACGCAUGCAGGCGUUCAUCCAGAGAGUUGAACAGAGAAAGCUGCUGCUGGACCUCGCUGUGUCCUUCUACACUCACACCAAGGAGCUCUCGGUGUGGAUGGAGGGCCUCCAGAAGCAGCUCUCCUCCUCAGACCUCCUCGUGUGUCCCGACACCGUUGAGUCUCUUCAGGCUCUGAUCAGCCAGCAGCAGCAGCAGCAGGCCAACACACAGGAAGCUGCGAUGAGUGUCAUCCGGGAAGGAGAAGACCUCAUCCUGCAACUCAGGCCUCAGGGCAGCUCGGUGGUCCAUGUGGAGACAGUGCUGCAGCAGCUGGAGGAGUCUCACGUCCAGCUGGAGGAACUUUUCCACCAGAGGAAGAUCCGGUUGGAUGUUUACCUGCAGCUCCGCAUCCUGCAGCAGUGCACGCUGGAGGUAACUGGGGAAAUGGACGCCUGGAAGCAGGACCUCCAGAAACAGUCCCAGGACUUUUCCGCAGAGAAGCAAGCAUCGCCGCGGCUAGGCGACGCUAACCAGGACAAGCUAGCCCAGGACAAGCUAGCGUUGGGCCAGUCGCGGCUGGUGGAGGCUAGCCCCGAGGUGCUAACGCUAGCACAGCAGCGCAUCCACAGGCACAUGGAGCGAAGGCUUGCUAUGAACAACAUGAUCUAUGAGGUCAUCCAGCAAGGUCACGACCUUCAGCAGUACAUCACUGAGGUCCAGGCGUCAGGUAUCGAGCUGUCGGAGGCGGAGGGAGGUCUCCCCGCUCAGGUGGAGGAGCUGCAGCGCCUCCUGCAGGACAAACAGAAGGAGCUGCAGCAGAUCGCCGAUCACACCCACACACACCUGGAGCAGAACCUACAGCUGAGACACCUGCAGAGCCAGGUCAAACAGGUGCUGGGCUGGAUCUCAGAGGGUGAGGUGAUGCUGUCGUCCUGCAUGUUGAACUCCAGCUGUCUGUCUGAAGCCGAGCAGCUGCAGAGGGAACAUGAGCGCCUCCAGCAGGCCAUCGAGGCUCUGCUCCACGCCGACUCCCUGCAGAGGACCCACCAGGUGGCUCUGGCUCUACAGCAGAGAGCUGAGCUGCUGGUCAGGUCGGGUCACUACGACCCCGAUGCAGUGAGGUCUUGUGCCCAGACGGUGGCGCUGCACUGGCAGACUCUGAUGCUGAGGAUUGAAGACCGACUCAAACUGGUCAACGCCUCCGCCGCCUUCUACAGGACGUCACAGCAGGUGUGUGGGGUUCUGGAGAGUCUGGAGCAGGAGUACCGUAGGGAGGAGGACUGGUGUGGAGGAGGAGAGAGGCAGCCGGAGCUCCUCCUUCCUCUCGUCAGUAAACACAUGGAGCAGAAGGAGGCGUUUCUGAAGGCCUGCACCCUGGCCCGACGGAACGCCGAGGUUUUCCUCAAGUACAUCCACCGAAACAGCGUCACCAUGGCGAACAUCUCGGGCCACAGCAUGACGGGGGUCACCGAGGUCACGGGUCACUCCAGGGUACCGGAGCAGCAGGUCAAAGGGAUCCUCAGCGAGCUGCUCCAGAGGGAAAACAGAGUUCUUCAUUUCUGGACUCUGAAGAAACGUCGACUAGAUCAGUGCCAGCAGUACCUGAUGUUCCAGAGCCACGCCCAACAGGCUCUGGAUUGGCUGCAGCAGUCAGGUGACCACUACCUCGUCACGCACACGACGCCGGGCGCGAACGUGUCCGAGACGCAAGAACUGCUGAAUCAACACCGAGAGUUCUGCGUGUCCGCCAAGCACACCCAGGAGAAGGUUCACCUGCUCAUCCAACUGGCUGAGAGCAUGCUGGCCAAAGGCCACGCCCACCGCACCGAGCUCCGCCGCUGCGUCUCCGCGGUGGACAAACGGUACCGCGACUUCACCGUCAGGAUGGGUCAGUACCGCCACCUGCUGGAGACGGCGCUGGGAGGCUGCUCGCAGGACAAUAAGGACUUGGAGCUGGAGCUGAUCCCCAACAGUCUGUCUGACUCGGACCCGGAGGUCAACCUGUCCGACCCGAGUCAUCAGGUCAGCGACGAGAAGAGGCGCUCCGCCCGCAAGAAAGAGUACAUCAUGGCUGAGCUGCUUCAAACUGAGAGAGUCUACGUCAGAGAUCUGCAGGAGUGUAUCGAGACGUACCUGUGGGAGAUGACGAGCGGCUCAGAGGACGUCCCGGCUGGUCUCAACAACAAGGACGACGUCGUGUUCGGAAACAUCCAGGACAUCUACGAGUUCCACAACAGUAUUUUCCUGAAGGAGCUGGAGAACUACGAGCAGCUUCCUGAGGACGUUGGACACUGCUUCGUUACCUGGGCGGAUAAGUUCCACAUGUACGUGACGUACUGCAGGAACAAACCGGACUCCAGUUUACUGAUCCAGCAGCACGGAGCCGGCUUCUUUGAGGAGGUCCAGAGGAGACACGGUCUGACCAACUCCAUCUCAUCAGCUCUCAUCAAACCAGUUCAGAGGAUCACUAAGUACCAGCUGCUGCUAAAGGAGUUGUUGGCGUGCUGCGAGGAGGGUAAAGGCGAGAUUAAAGAAGGCCUGGACGUGAUGUUGAGCGUCCCCAAGAGAGCUAACGAUGCUAUGCACGUUAGCAUGCUGGAAGGUCUGGAGGAGGGUCUGGAGGUCCAGGGAGAGCUCCUCCUCCAGGACUCCUUCCUGGUCUGGGAGCCCAAGUCUCUGAUCAGGAAGGGGCGGGACCGACACCUCUUCCUGUUUGAGCUGUCACUCAUCUUCAGCAAGGAGAUCAAGGACUCGUCUGGACGAACCAAAUACCUGUAUAAGAGCAGACUGAGGACGUCGGAGCUUGGGGUGACGGAGCACAUCGAGGGCGACCCCUGUAAGUUCGCUCUGUGGGUCGGACGAACACCGACGUCCGACAACAAGACGGUGCUGAAGGCGGCGUCGUUGGAGCUGAAGCAGGAGUGGGUGCGCAGCAUUCGCCAGGUGAUCCAGGAGAGGCGGGGCCACCUGCGGGGCGCGCUGAGGGAGCCCAUCCCCCUCCCCAAGACGCCAAACCCCACCCUGGGGCGCCAGCGCAGCAUCAGCCGCAGGGAGACCAGCGAGGACGCCGACAGUCUGGGUGAUGCCAGCAGUCAACCCGACACCGUCUCCAUCGCCUCCCGGACAUCACAAAACACCGCCGACAGCGACAAGCUGUCAGGAGGCUGUGAGUUAGUGGUGGUGUUGUUGGAUUUCACCUCCGGAGGACCGGGAGAGCUCGGCGUCCGCUGUGGUCAGACUGUGGAGCUGGUGGAGCGUUCAGCCGAACGGCCCGGGUGGUGUCUGGUCAGAACAACAGAUCAAACGCCCCAGCAGGAGGGUUUACUGCCGAUGAGCGCCCUCUGUCUGUCACACUCCCACAGUGCAGCAGACAUGGAGGGGCUCAUCCCGGCUUCCACCACCUCCUCCAGCACCUCCUCCACGUGCACCACCACCACCUCCUCCUCCUUCAACUCCUCCUCCACCACCACCACCUCGUCCUCCAAUGCCUCCAACUCCUCGUCUAAUGCGAAUGCUGGGAGAGACUCCAGCCUGUACGGAUCGGAGGGUUCGGGGCUCCAGACCGGCAGCCAGAGUGGCUCCUCCCCCGCGGUGUUCGGAGUGGGCGGAGCUCCGGGAGGCGCCGCCGGCUCUCCGGGAACCAAACGCAGCGGCUCUGGAACCGGAAACACGCUGAAGCGCUGGUUGACCAGUCCCGUCCGGAGGCUGAGUCAGGGAAAAGCUGACGGACAGAAGAAACCUCCAAUCAGAACCAGGAGGCGGGACAACAAGUCGGAGGUGACCACGCCCCUCACCGGCAACGCACAGACGAAGGCGAGGAAGGAGGAGGCGGGGCAGAGCGGCGGGGAGGAGGAGCCAGAGGAGGAAAGCCACACCCUUUUACCUCCUCCCAUGGACAUCAUCAAAGACCCCAACAACCCCGAGGCUCUGGACUCAGAUCAGGGCUCCAACGAGUCGGACACCGAGCAGAGAAAUAAAGCUCUGAGAGGACGCAUGUUUGUGGUGAACGAGAUGAUCCAGUCGGAGAAGGACUACGUGAAGGAUCUGGCUGUGAUUGUGGAGGGCUUCAUGUCCAGGCUGGAGGUCAGAGGGAUCCCAGAGGACAUGAGAGGAAAAGACAAGAUCGUCUUCGGCAACAUCCAGCAGAUCUACGACUGGCACCGCGAUUUCUUCCUGGUGGAGUUGGACCGAUGUGUUCAGAAUCACGACCUGCUGGCCGACCUCUUCAUCAGACACGAGCGCCGCCUCCACAUGUACGUGGUUUACUGUCAGAACAAGCCGAGGUCAGAGUUCAUCGUCAUCGAGUACGAGACCUUCUUCGAGGAGAUCCAGCAUGAGAUCAGCUGCAGGAUGUCCAUCAGUGAUUAUCUGAUCAAACCCAUCCAGAGAAUCACCAAAUACCAGCUGCUGCUGAAGGACUUUCUCAAGUACACGUCUAAAGCAGGACUGGACUGUGAGGAGAUCGAGAAAGCGGUGGAGCUGAUGUCGCUGGUGCCGAAGCGCUGCAAUGACAUGAUGAACCUGGGACGCCUGCAGGGAUACGAGGGGAAGUUGACGUCUCAGGGGAAGCUGCUGCAGCAGGAGACCUUCUGUGUUUGGGAGCAGGACGGAGGAGUUUUAUCUCGCAGUAAAGACCGACGAGUUUUCCUGUUCGAGCAGAUCAUCAUCUUCAGCGAACUGCUGCGUAAAGGAUCCAACAACCCGGGAUACCAGUUCAAGAACAGCAUCAAGGUGAGUUACCUGGCGAUGCAGGACAGCGUGGAUGGUGACCCCUGUAAGUUCGUGUUGUGGUCUCGUGGCUCGGCGGAGCGCUUCACGCUUCAGGCGUCCUCCGCCAGCAUCAAGAUGACCUGGGUGGAGACCAUCGCCACGCUGCUGGACGCACAGAACAACUUCCUGUCAGCUCUUCAGUCCCCCAUUGAGUACCAGAGGAAGGAGGGCGGGAUCUCCGUGACCCGCCCUUUGUCAUCAGGACGACCGCCGUCGGCCCCGCCCACACCCAACGGCCACGCCCCUCAGCCUCCUCCUGACAGCGAGCAGGACGACCAGGAGCUGGUUCUGGUGCUGCAGGACUUCGUGGCGGUCCGGGAGGACGAGAUCUCCGUGUUCCGGGGGGAGAAGGUUCAGAUUCUGGCGUCCAACCAGCAGGGUCAGAGUCUGGUGUACCGGCCGGCCAACAGCGACUCGCCGGCCGCCGAGGGCUGGGUGCCGCGCAGCGUCCUCAACGCACACUGACACGUACAAAUACACAAUAAUACUAUGACUGACAGCAGAGUACAUACAUCAAAUACUGCAAGCUAACAGGGCCAAAGGCAUGCUGGGAAAUUCUGUUAUGACGGUGAGAGGUGGAGCCUUAAGAUGGCGAUGUGAGCUCUUCCAAUACAUCCCAUAAUAUCUGAACAACUACCGGACAUGGUGACGACCUCAUCUUCCCUGUAGCGCCGCCAUCAGGACGUUUGACCACGACAGUCUGAAAAAACGCUGGAUUACCGUGAAAGUUUCCAAAUAGUUAACAAUUCUUGCCAUUAACGAUUAAUUUACCUGCAAUUUUCUCGCCAUUGUCAAUUAAUUUAUUUUCUCGCCACUAUCAAUUAAUUUACCCUUUAUUUUCUUGGCAUUGUCGAUUAAUUUA